AUGGCGGCCGCUUCUUCGAAGACGAGAGUCGUAUUGCUAAGUUGCGGAUCUUUCAAUCCCAUCACUUUUCUUCACCUCAGAAUGUUUGGUAAUGAUAUAGUGAAGAAUCAAUAUUCUUUGUAUGUGUCUUCGCCAUUUUGGUCUGUUUCCGAUGUCAAUAUUUUGCUUUCACAAUUGUUUGUUGAUCUGACAGAAUUAGCGAGAGAUGCACUUCACACAACAGGGAUUUACUCAGUUAUCAGGGGAUUUAUAUCUCCAGUAAAUGAUGGAUACAAAAAGAAGGUUGGUGAAUUUUAGAUCUUUUACAAUUUCAGUCAGGCUAGGUUUACCUGAACUUAACCUACCCACCCAUUAUUUGCAUGUAAGCCGAUAAAAAUUUGAUUUUCAAUUGCUUCCGUUCUAUUUGUAAAUAUUUGCUCGAAAUGCCUUUGAUUACAGCCUGUUUCCGCCACCAUUUAACUUUCAUGCAUAACUCAAAGUGUUUGUUUCGACGUCUACUUCUUGCUCUUGUUUGGAGAAAAAAAUCGAGGUAAAAAAAAUAAACCCGGCUUUAGUGUUCUUACGAGAACGUGUGUGUCGAUGGGGGUGGAGUGGUGGAGGUGAGGCCGAGGUUACAAACUCUUCGAAAUUUUUCACAUCUGGCCCUUCUCCUUACCGCAAAUUUUUAUAUUAAAUGAGAACCAAAACUUGUGUUUUCUAAGAACAAACAUCCCAUACAGUAUAGUUACAGUGUAACUGGUGUUAUAAAUUUCUUUCACCUCACUAUGUAAUACGUAGUAGGGUUUCCCCACUCUCCCCACCCUAAAGAAAUUAAUGAUGGCAACCGUAUGUAAAGAGCAGUUUCCAAAUACAAAACAGUGCCAAGUGACUGCUGGUUUAACUCAUAUUUGGAGAUAUGUAUGUAAUCAAAGAAAAACAAGGUUUCAUUUUCCUUUACAGUUAAAAAAACAACACAAACAACCUUUACCAUAUACAAUUUCUUUUUCUUGCAAAUAGAAAAAAAAAUCACCCAUCUGUGCUUUUAUGGAGAAGAAAUCACAGUCCUGUUACGAUUAUCCAGUCUAGAGGUGUAAUUUCCAAUGAUAAAUUUUAGGGUCUCCAUAUGGGUAUUAACCUACAGAACUGAUCUAUUUUGUUGCGCAUUUUCCAUCAAAUUGUUGGUUUUCUCUGGCAAAAUUGUUGAAUAUGAACAAUUUUUUGUGUAGUAACACUACUAGCAAGCUCUGUGCAAUCACAACAAUAACAGAAACUAGAAAAUAAAUAAGCAAAGCAAACAUUCUGAACAUGCAGCACAUUAAUUAUUUUUUUGGCAGUUUUCUUUGCUGUUAUUGUAAGACUAUUACUUUCAAAGGUGAUUGAAAGCAGAAAAUUAAUGGUGAUGCUUCAAUCUUUAAGAUCAUCGCUUCAUCAAUGACAAUUGUCACAACUUCAGUUUCAUCGGAAAUACCCACAUGUAUACAGAGGCUACGUUUUAUGUACUGGAAUUACAGGGGAGAUAAAGUAAUAUGAAUUAAUGCAUGCUUGUUACAUGUAUGUAGGACCUUAUCAAAUCGGAGCAUAGAGUACAAAUGUGCGAGCUGGGAGUUGGAACAUCUGACUGGAUCAGGUAAAAACGACACUGUUGUAAAUGUACUUAUGAUUCAAACCUUUAAGGGAAAUAAGACAGGGGUUUGAGUUAUUAGGAAUUGUAGUUAUCGGGGAUAGCAACAAAUUAAUAAUGUGCACAUAUUUGACUCCAGGGGCUGUCAUUUCUCAAAAAGGUCCGGUAACUUUUUUGGCCCAAAGGCAAAUUUUGAAAUCAAGAACUGUUGAAUAGCAGCACAGUUCCUAAGCUCACAAACCCGAGUCAAUUUUGCUUCGUCAAUAAUGAUAACCUCAUUUGUCUACCCAAAAACAUUUAUUAAAAGAACUUUAACUGGUCAUGUUCGAGAAAUAAGGUUGCCAAUGAGGGAUAGCUGUCAACAAAAAAUAGUAGGGCUCCAAAUCUUCUCAACAGAAUCUUUGAAUUUUGGUGAGAGUUGAGUUGACAGAGUUUUUUGCAAUACAAACAAAAUUUUGCUUAGUGCGAACACUGGGCCUUUGAUAUUGAAUGCAAACACAGCAACUUAACAUAAAACAGCUUUCCGGCCCCAUAAAGUUAGCGGGAGUUUGAGAAAUUGGCCCCUGCUUAAACAACAUAUUUAUCAAAAUAUUUCCAAUGAAGAAUCAGCAAAAAACAAAUAAUUUGUUAUUGAAAGAGAAUAAUUUAAAAACUGUUGCAAAGCAUCCUGUGUGACAGGAAUUCAAAGGGGAAAGGGAGAAAUGAGGGCAGCUUCAGGUGCUUGGGUGUCUGAAUUUCUGCUUCCCCUUCUGGCAGUACUUGCCCCUCAGGCCAAACAGAGAGGAUACAAGGCAAACUAUUAAUGGAUCCAGAGUGUACAUUCUAUUUUUAUCCUAGGUGUACACAUUUUAAGCCUGGUUUCCAUAUGUUUGCUACAAUGGCUGUGAUCACUGUAGAAAACAUUCAGUGAUAGAAGCGAUCAUAUGGAAACCACACUCUCCAGUGAUUGCAGCGAUCACAGUGAUAACAAUCCCUGAGAUAGAAAAAAGUUAUAUCUCAGUGAUCAUUGUUGCUGUGAUCGCUAUGAUCACUGGGGAGUGGUUUCCAUAUGAUUGCUUAAUCUGUCACUGAACUUUUUUUUAAAGCAAUCACAGCAAUUGCAGCAGUCAUAGCGAUCAUAUGAAAACCAGGCUUUACUGGUGAAAAUUAGUUACAUAAUUUCAUCUGGAUGAUUCAUUCCCUGCCUUGGCUAUGUAAAAGGCACAUCAAAGUUGAGUUUUUCUGUUCCUUUUGUGACAGUGUUCAUGACUGGGAAAGCAAACAGCCAGGCUGGCUAGAGACAAUGAAAGUUCUUACUCACAUAACAGAUGAAGUACAGAAAGAUUUUCCAGGUUAGAGCUAGCUGUCAUUGUUGUUUUUGGUACUGUCACUUAGAAUGAUCGAUCCAUUUGGCACAAGGUCCAGUAAAGAGGUGUCCAUCUCAUGCAGGCUUCUUCAGAAAAUUUUUAGUACAGUGGAACCCCGUUAAUACGACCACUGUUGGGUCAUAAAAUCCUGGUCGCAAUAACAGGGCUUCUGAUAGGGUGCGGCAAAAAAUGGAAAAUUCUGCGGCAUUUUCAAGGGAAAUUAUGCGGCAAGAAAGGUCUAUUAUGCGGCAAAUUAUGCGAUUUUUUUAAAGCUGAUUUAACAUUGUUUUUUUAGGUCUCAGAGGAGGAAAACCAUAUUUUUGCUGUCCAACGGGCAAUUAGGUAUAAAAAAACAAGCUCAUCCAAAUUAAAUCAAUUGUUGCCUCAUUUUAAUCAUUUUAAUCUGAAAUGGCUCAUUUAGUCAAUUAAGUGUCACUUGAUUCCUCCUUAAUUAAAUAAUGUUACAAAUUUCAGUUUUACAUACUAGAUAGGCUGCUAAUUAAGGUAUGUCCAUAUGCUAUUUCAGAUGUCAGGCCUCGACAGACCAUACAACCUAUCAGAACAAAAAUAACUUGCUCUGUUUAUAUGACUAUCAAUAUUAAUUUGUUGCUGCUAUCUAGACCUUUUGGAACUUGAACAAAGUAGAAACAUUUCUGUUGGUUAUACAAACUUGAUACACUUGAUUCAAAUGAGAAGCUAUAGAUCACUCAAUGACAUCCCCACAAUACACGUUACCAUAACUAUAACAAAAAAGUGAAACCGAACAGUGGAUGCCUUUUGUGUAUCUAAUGCUAUUCUUGGGCAAAUGAUCAAUGGCUGGUUAACGAUAAACCAAUUUCGAAAUAACUUAAAAAGAUUUAGCCUCAGUGGGCUACACAGAAUUGACAUCAUAAUUUAUUUGAUUAAAAUCGGUCAAUGACAAUCGCUUCUAUUGAGAACUAGUACCAGGUCCCCAACGUGCAAAACUACGCAUAGAAUGCCUGUUUGAUCGAUCGACCGCUCACAAACUAUUUUGGUGAUUUCUAACGUCUUUUGAGAGGUAAAUCACCUUAAAACAACACUUAAAUUGUCGUAGAACUUAAGUAAGAAGCGAAUAUUUCCUUGCUCUUUCCUCAAAUUUUGCAAUUUUGCCUGAAUAAUGCGAUUUUUGACGAAUUAUUCGAAAAGUUGCGAUUUGAGGUCAAUUAUGCGAAAUCGCAACAGCGCAGAAUAUCAGAAGCCCUGCAAUAACGAGGUGGUCGCAUUAACGGGGUCUUCAAAAUAAUAAAAUGAGUCAAUGUUUUUUUCCGUUUGGUUUGAAAGAAUAUAGCCGUAAUAACGAGGUGGUCUUAUAAACGGGGUGGGCGUUAGGUGGGGUUCCACUGUACAGUGGAAACGUGCUCUACAGACACCCACCUAAUAGGGAAAUUAAAGUAGAGGAAGAAUAGAACUAAAAUGAAAUUCAUAGCAGUUUGAUAUUCCGUUCCGUCUCAUGUAUGAUGCAUGUCCCAGGCAACUUGAAAUCUUAGUGUCAGCCCUGCAUAAGGACCAGCUGGCUUGGUUAAGAGGUAUCUCAAUUAAAGUUGUGUUAUGUUUUCCUUGCAAUUGAAACUGUUGAUGUUUAUGAAUUUGCUUUGAAUUGGCUGUUAAUAGUUCAUUUUUCACAUAGAGGAUUUUAGCAGUACCUGUAGACAAGUUUUCCCAGUUUUAUUUGAACACUUUAAAUUGAUGGGCUGGCAUGUAAAUUCAUUUGUACAUUGGAAUGAACGUUAAAGCAUCAUUAAUGGAACGAUCAAAAUAAUUUAUUUUCAAACGGUGGCCGAACAUGAUGACUGGCCAAAGGAAUUUUAGCUUAGUCAAGCCUCAUUUUUGACCGGUCAAAAUAUUGGGCCAAAAAAAUGUUGUGUAAUUUUCUAUCAGUUGCAGUUUUACAAUUUAAAAGACAAAAUCUAAAGUUUACUGGGUUAGAAUAAGAGAGUGUGUCACCAGUUAACCCUAUAGGCCUCAAUAUCCACCCACAAAUUCUCCAAUCUGAUCUCCUUAUAUUUCCUUACAGAAUAAUUAGUUGAGAGAAUUUUUUCAAAGAUCAUUUGAAGCAUUUUAUUUAUAUUUCUCAUAAACUUUUCUUUUAAUUAUGUAUUGAUAUAUUUGUGAGGAGAAAAUUGAUGUUGACAUGACCGAUUAGUGAAGUUUUUGGCCUAUCAUGAUCAAGAUGCCAUUUUGGCCGCCCAUUGUCCAUUGACCGGCCGUUAUUUUGAGCCCUAAGUAAGGCACAAGUUUUAUAACCCCUUGCCUACGAGAGCCAAAUACACCCAGCAACCGGCAGCCAUUUCUCAACAACCUGAGUUUUUUUAUUCAAGACAACAAGAACGACCGAGAUGUUGGUAAUUUCAUUUGUAUAAAAUUAAUAUAUGUCCUUGGUGGGCAAGGAUGUAAAAGCUAGGUUAUUAUAUACGAAACUUAGGUUAACCUUAAUCUUCUUACUAACCCAGUUAUUGGGCUCAUUUCAACAGCCCUUUAGUGGGCCCUUGACAGUCAUACCAAACAUCAUUUCACAGGCCCAAGUCCUGUUGUUGUGAAGUUGCUUUGUGGAGCUGAUCUUUUAGAAUCAUUUGCCGUUCCAAAUUUGUGGAAAGAUGAAGAUGUAAGUCCUAGCAUUACUAAGUUGAAUUGUUUAACCCAGUCUAUAAAAGGAUUUAAUAACAUUAUUUAAUAUUAAUAUCCAGUUUUUUCCUUAUUUUGUUGCUUACCUCCGUUAUGCUUAUUGAAAAUAGUCAGGGCAUUAUAUGAAAGACUUUGUAAUUUUCAUACAUGAAGCUGUGUGCAAUUAUAAAUGGGGAUGUAUAAGGGAUAUAUGAGGGGGGUGGGGUUUGGCAAUGAGGAGACUGGAUUGCCAGCCUAAAAAUACAUUAGCAUCACAUUGAAUACAUGAAACAUCAAGCAACAGUGCAGUCAGGUCCUAAAAAGUAACCUUGUUUUCUAAAUGAAAAUAAUGCUGUGAAUGAUAAAACCAUUAAAUGCAUAACAGAAGCCCUCAGUAUCAAUAAAAUAGGAUGUACUGCAGGGUUGUCACUAAGAUUUCAAGUUGCCGGGUAAAUACAACAAGUAGGCGGGGAAUCAAAUGGCUAGGGAUUUCUUUUGGUUCUAUUUUUCUUCUAUUUUCCAAUAAAAGUAGCUGGGGGCCACUCUCUUAGUAGCCGGGGAAAAUCCCCGGUCCCCGGCUCUUAAUGACAACCCUGUACUGUAAGUGCUUGAAAUAGCACACAGGUUGUUUAACUAUUCGAUUUCCUGACUCGAGAAGGGUGAGCUAAUUUGAAGGGGCUGCCAUAAGUUCUAACUUUUUUUGAUUUUACCUAAUGUUUGUUGAUGAAGUCUUUUACUAUAACCUUCCUGCCAACAGAUUGAAAAAAUUGUGGGAAAACAUGGUCUUGUUGUGAUAUCACGGGCAGGAUCAAAUCCAGAGUCUUUCAUCUAUGAGUCAGAUGUUCUUACAAAGUUCAAAGUAAGCAACUUAAUUAAGUUGUACUAAGGACAGUUUUAACAGUUUUUUCACAUGCAUUAGAGGUAUGUAGAUGACUUUAUGCACUUGCUUCAGAGUCAUGGAGGAACAAAGCAUACUUGACAAGAGGCACAUUCUUUUACAUGGGAGUAUGAUUAUAUGAUCAUUUUAACAAGAAUCUGUUUUUACUAUUUUACUGAUCCACAGAAUAACAUUCAUAUUGUCACAGAGUGGAUAGCAAAUGAUGUUAGUGCUACAAAAAUAAGGUAGAAAGUUAAUGGUGUGUUGUUGUCAAAAAAAUACAUAUCGUAAUGAUUCCAUCUAUAUUAGCUGCAUCCUGGGAUGUUUUUACUUUGUUGCGGCAAGGGAUUAGAAGGCAUGUUAACUCGAAAACCAGGGGUUCAUGUCUUGUUUGAGAAACAACCAAAUGUGCAUUACAACACUGACAUUUAUUUUAAAAGUUAAACUACCAUAAAUCCUCUAAUAAGGCCCCUAGGGGCUUCUUUCACUCUGCAUCUACCGAAAUGCCUAUUGGAGUACCCCAAGGCAGUAUAUUGGGACCUUUAUUAUUUUUAGUUUACGUGAAUGAUCUUCCGGACUGUCACCUGGCAAGCGAUAUUAUUCUUUAUGCAGACGAUACUGUACUCUAUUACUCAUCCAAAAGCGUCAGCGAUCUUGAACAUCACAUCAAUGCUGACUUGGGGACAGUGUCUGAGUGGUUCUCUAGAAAUCUCCUGACACUAAAUAUAUCCAAAUGUAUUUUUGUUAUCUUUGGAAGUCCUCAGAAACUGAAUCGUAUUCAAGGCAUUUCGGUUAAAGUAGAGGGCACUAGCAUUGAAAGAACACAAUCAUUCAAAUACCUAGGCGUAACGCUUCAACAGUCUAUGUCCUGGGCAGAUCACGUCGAUGCUAUCAGCAUGAAGAUUAAUCAGAGAAUAGGCCUAAUUAGGAGAAUCAGGAAUCUAUUGCCGCUACAAGCUAGAGUUGCCUUGUACAAUGCCCUAAUCCUCCCUCUUUUUGAUUACGGAGACGUUAUAUGGGGGGACAAGAACAAUGACACCAUCAUGUCAGAAUUACAGAUUCUACAGAAUAAAGCUGCUAAAGUUAUGCUGGGGCAACCACCCCAAGCUCGUCAACUGAAGCACUGAAAAGUCAAGAUUUGAAGACACUGUCCACAAGAAGGUUUUUUUUCAUCGCUGCAUUGCAAUCCACAAGUGUCUUAUUGGAGAAACCGAUUUCAACUUUAAUUUUACUAAAAGUCAAGCUGUUCAUUCAUAUAAUACAAGACGCUCUAAUGAUAUUCGCUUACCCCUACCCAGAACAAACUGGGGUAAACAAACUUUUAUUUUUCACGCCGCGAAAGACUGGAACAGCCUUCCAAAUGAUUUAAAAGAGUGUAAUAUUUUAUCUAUUUUUAAAUCCAAGUUAAAAACUUUUUUAAAAGAUCUCAGCUAAUUUUAAACCUUGAUGUUUUUUUGUAUAAUCGAUUUUAAGAUUUUUAAUUUUUAAAUUUGUUUUACUUGUAAACAUAUUUUACUUUUUUCGUAAUUAUUAAUUAAUUAGUUAGAUUAAUGCAUGAGGGCCCCACUGAAAACCGCCUUGGCGAGUUGGGCUCCCUCUAUAAAUAUUAUUAUUAUUAUUAUUAUUAUUUUUGUUUCAAGCCCAUUUGAGGGGGGGGGGGAGGCUUAAUAGAGACGGUGGGCUUAUUUAAUUUAGACAUGAAGAUGGUAUCAGUUUUCCAUAAAGAACUAGAAUACAAAGUGGAAAAGCUCAAGUACAAGAAGUUUUAGGUCAUGCAGCUGAGGAUCAGAAUCAAAUCCAAACUUCCAGUAGGUAAAUAAACCAUCCCGGAUCAGUCCACACGAUGUUUCACUGUCCUGAUUGAUUAAUACAGUCUAUCAUUAAUUUAUUACUGAAAAAUAAUUAGGGGUGGGGAAGUGGGGCUUAAUAGAGAGGGGGGCGUAUUAACUUUCUUCCUCUGAAAGGGGGGGCUUUUUAGAGAGUGAGGGGGCUUAUUUGAGAGGGGGGCUUAAUAGAAGAUUUAUGGUGACAAAUUACUGUGAAUAAAUUAUUCACUUAAUAAUGGUAGAGAAUUUUUGAAACUCACUAGUCUAUUCAACAUCGAUAGCUUCAGUCAACGGUCACUUUCAUCAAUAAGCUUCUUCUAAGUCUAAUUCAGUAAGACAAAGGGAUCUUUCCUGGAGAUCAUUGUUGCCUGAUUUGCUUAUGGCUUGAUAUUCUACUUGAUCUCAAUGUAAUAUUGUCUUCAUUUCCUUUUUGUCAGGAGGUCUUUAAGAAGAGGUGAAAGUGUGAAAUAUCUGAUCCCAGAUGAAGUGAUUAACUACAUUAAAGCAAAUAACCUGUACCCUUCUACAAAGUAAACCAUUUGCAUUGCAAAAAUGACUUUCCAGUAAAGUAGUUUAAAUGUUCCAAAUUGUCACAAUGAAAUAUUUAUUUAGUAGUUAGGUGCUAAAGAAAGUUAUGAUCCCAAAUGAUGAUUGUUUAUUUUAUUUACGUAACACCACAGGAUAUCAUCCUUAGACUGGAUAGUACUUCACUACCGAUCAACAACGAUCUUAUUUGCAUGACCAUACAAGCACAUACCGUAUUGCAAAAGCUAUUUUUAGGAAUCAAAAUUACAACACAGAGCAAUUACAUUACUUUGAUAAUAAUUUGUCACGAACAUCAAAACAAGCUGAAAUGUAUUUUAUGAAUUGAAUAUUGAUAAAGUCAGUUGGUAAAGUCAUCAGUUCAUUGAUCAAACCGUUUUUGGUAACUGUGUAAUAUUUGGAAUCAGAGUCUUGAAUUUAUAGUAAAAUUCAUUUCUUAUGAUGAUCAUAGAGUAUGUAGGACAUUGAUGUCUUCCAUUACAUUGCAUCCACAAAAAGGGCAAUGCCUAUUACCCUUCGUAGUAAUACUAAAUAGAAGUGAAAUCCUUUUGUCAUUUAGAAGAUUUGAAGUUCCAUUUCGAAGAAACUAAUGCAUUACAGAUCCCCAUCCUUCGGACAUUUGUCCAAACUUUCAAAUAUCGAAAAAAAAAAAAAAGAGUAAAGGUACU
Molecule: messenger RNA, 9482 nt
Organism: Porites lobata
Lineage: Eukaryota; Metazoa; Cnidaria; Anthozoa; Scleractinia; Poritidae
Source: the annotation of a GenBank genome assembly